AUUUAUCGCAGACAUGGAGACGACAUACUCGGCGGAGGAGCUGGCGGCGAUGCCGGACCGCAUCGCGGCCACCUUCAGCAACCGCUCCGUGUUCGUGACCGGCGGCACCGGCUUCAUGGGCAAGGUGCUGGUCGAGAAGCUGCUCAGGAAGUGUCCGGACAUCAAGCAGAUCCUGCUACUGGUGCGGCAGAAGAAAGGCAAGACGCCGCGUCAGCGCAUGGAGGAUACCCUCAACGAUCCCCUUUUUGAAAAGCUCCGUACCAUGCGUGGAGGUGUCCAGCCUCUCCUCGAUAAGAUGACCCUCAUCUCAGGAGACGCCAGCGAACCAGACCUCGGCCUGAGCCCUGCUGACCGUCAGAGGAUCCUUGAAGAGACUGACAUCAUCAUACAUGCUGCAGCCACCAUCAGAUUUGAUGAAGAGCUAAAGAAAGCCGUAAUGCUGAACGUGCGCGGAACCAAGCUGGUCGUGCAGCUCGCCAAGGAGUGCAAGCAUCUAAAGCUGAUGAUCCACAUCUCCACCGCCUACUGCCACCUCCACGAAAAGCUUUUAGAAGAGAAACCCUAUCCUCCCCCAGCAGACCCUCAUCAGAUCAUUCAGUCUAUGGAGUGGAUGGAUGAGGCGACCGUAGCCGCUGUGACGCCCAUGUUACUGCAGAAGCUGCCCAACUCUUACGCGUUCACGAAGGCCCUUGGGGAAGCCCUAGUCGUUGAGGCCAUGAACGAGAUACCAGCUGUCGUGCUGCGGCCCUCUAUUGUGAUCCCAAUCUGGCAAGAGCCGAUCCCUGGCUGGACUGACAACAUAAAUGGACCCACGGGAUUGCUCAUUGGGGCUGGUAAAGGCGUCAUCAGAUCCAUGUACUGCAAGAGCAACAGCUACGCCGAUUACUUGCCUGUCGACGUGUUCAUCAACGGCAUCAUGAUUUGCGCCUGGGAAUUCAUUGAGAAUCACGUCAAGAACGUCAACAUAGUUAACUUUACAUCAUCAGCAGAGAUCAAAGUCACAUGGUCAGAGAUGAUCGACGCUGGGCGAGAGAUCAUCAUGAACAGAGUGCCACUCAACGGAGUCGCCUGGUACCCGGGUGGAUCGAUGAAGCACUCGAGGCUGUAUCACAACAUCUGCAUGGUGUUGUUCCACUGGCUCCCCGCUAUGUUGGUAGACUGCCUUCUUUUCGUUCUUGGAUACAAACCUGUAUUGUGUCGCGUGCAACGGCGUAUCAACAAAGGUUUCGAAGUGUUCGAGUACUACACCAACAACCAGUGGGACUUCCAAUCCGACAUCGCACAAACGCUGAGGAAAGAUCUCAAUCCGCGCGAGCGACAGGAGUAUAAAGUGGAUGCCAUCGGUCUGGAUAUCUCGCGUUACUUCGAGGACUGUAUCUUGGCAGCUCGUCGCUACAUCCUCAAGGAGACAGAUGAUACCAUCCCAGCUGCCAGGAGACAUAUGAAAGUCAUGUGGUGCGUAGACGUGAUGUUCCGUCUGUGCUUCUGGGCGCUGAUGCUGUACUGGCUCAGCGGGUGGGUCACCCCCCUCUUCUCGUCCACCGCCACCCCCACCCCUGAGCCCAUCCCCACCUAACCUCCGCUAGUCCCACUAGCUGAUAAGU
Molecule: messenger RNA, 1604 nt
Organism: Cydia amplana
Lineage: Eukaryota; Metazoa; Arthropoda; Insecta; Lepidoptera; Tortricidae
Product: putative fatty acyl-CoA reductase CG5065
Exons: 13
Coding region: 14-1576 (520 amino acids)
Biological process (GO): long-chain fatty-acyl-CoA metabolic process
Cellular component (GO): peroxisome
Molecular function (GO): alcohol-forming very long-chain fatty acyl-CoA reductase (NADP+) activity
Source: RefSeq, a predicted model, not a curated record